Magnolia sinica is the source of this 1078-nucleotide messenger RNA. RefSeq names its product beta-carotene hydroxylase 2, chloroplastic-like. Gene Ontology annotation, molecular function: iron ion binding; beta-carotene 3-hydroxylase activity. Lineage: Eukaryota; Viridiplantae; Streptophyta; Magnoliopsida; Magnoliales; Magnoliaceae. Gene Ontology annotation, biological process: xanthophyll biosynthetic process; carotene metabolic process. The coding region runs from base 46 to 984 and encodes 312 amino acids. Gene Ontology annotation, cellular component: chloroplast. The transcript has 7 exons. The record is from RefSeq and is a predicted model, not a curated record.
GGUUGAAAGUUCUCUCUCUGUGAUUCUGAGGUCGAAAAGAGAGCCAUGGAGGCUGGCAUUUCAGCUGCCGCAACCCUAAAACCUUAUCGUUUCGGCCGAAAUCCCUUCCUCGGCCAGAAACCCAGGACCGGUAUAAGCAAUUGCUUCCUCUUCUUCUCUCCGUUGACUCGUCGAACGGACAGGAUUAUUCAGCGGAGAAGACCGAUCUCAACCGUCUGCUUCCUGACCUCAGACAAGAAGGAAGAUAAUCUAGAAGAAGAAGAACCAGUAUUAGUAGUAUUAGAAGAAAACAGGGAGCAGAUCUCGGCCGUUCGUGCCGCGGAGAGAAUGGCGAGGAGGAGAUCCGAGCGGUCCACAUACCUCAUCGCGGCGAUCAUGUCGAGCCUCGGGAUAACAUCCAUGGCUGUUACAGCCGUUUAUUACAGAUUCUCGUGGCAGUUUCAGGGUGGAGUGAUUCCGGUUUCUGAAAUGUUCGGUACAUUUGCUCUGUCCGUCGGGGCCGCUGUGGGAAUGGAGUUCUGGGCUCGAUGGGCCCACAAAUCGCUCUGGCAUGCUUCUUUGUGGCACAUGCAUGAGUCCCACCACCGGCCAAGAGACGGUCCGUUCGAGCUCAACGACGUCUUUGCAAUAAUCAACGCAGGUCCUGCCAUCGCCCUUCUCUCGUACGGAUUCUUCAAUAAAGGCCUCGUUCCUGGCCUCUGCUUCGGUGCUGGUCUGGGAAUCACCAUGUUUGGCAUGGCCUAUAUGUUCGUCCACGACGGCCUCGUACACCGUAGAUUUCCUGUGGGGCCCAUCGCGGACGUGCCUUACUUUCGGAGGGUUGCGGCUGCCCACCAAAUCCACCAUACAGAUAAAUUCAAUGGAGUACCAUAUGGACUGUUCUUGGGACCAAAGGAAUUGGAGGAGGUGGGUGGCAUUGAAGAGCUGGAGAAAGAGAUCAAUAGGAGAAUUAAGCUCUCCAACACUUCAAAACCAAGCAGCUGAUUAUGUUCUAUUCCUAUAUUUGUAUUUUUGCUUUUUUUAGAGAAGUUUUUAUUACAAUUAAUAACAUAGGAGAAAAGAGAAAUAGAUUAGAUAA